This is a messenger RNA of Thrips palmi, 461 nucleotides long. RefSeq lists its product as uncharacterized. NCBI's taxonomy places the organism in Eukaryota, Metazoa, Arthropoda, Insecta, Thysanoptera, Thripidae. The record is from RefSeq and is a predicted model, not a curated record. The transcript is spliced from 2 exons. The coding region runs from base 76 to 408 and encodes 110 amino acids.
GUUUCCUUUAAGUAGAGAGGCGACGCGAUCCACUGCACCGUUCGACGCUCACAGCACCAACAGACUUGCUUCACCAUGUCCAAGAUGUCCUUCCUGGUCGUCGUGGCCGUCGCGGCCUGCCUCGUUGCUGAAGCCUUGUCCGCCUGCCCGUCCCGGCAGCUCAACAGUUUGGAAACCCAGAUCGAAAUCUGCAGCAGGAACGUCCCAGUGCCGUACCGCGGCUCGGGUUCUUGGCAGUGGGCCCGCUACGUUAGCGGAAAGAUGGCCAAAGAACCCACAUGCAACCUGGAUAACGCCGCCGGCUACCUGCAGGGCAACUUGGAGGGCCGCGGCUACAUCGGCAAAGACGACAUAGACCGCGCCGUGAACUGCCUCAAGACCUCCAUCAGCUCUGGCAUUUGCUGCUGAGGAAUAGUCGGUUAAGGAAAUAAAUGUUGACAUGAGUCCAGAAUGGCUGCACA